This is a messenger RNA of Racocetra persica, 275 nucleotides long. The record is from the annotation of a GenBank genome assembly. Lineage: Eukaryota; Fungi; Glomeromycota; Glomeromycetes; Diversisporales; Gigasporaceae.
UGAAUUAAUAGAUAGUAAUGAGAGUGAUAAUUACGAUAAUAAUGAAUUAGUAAAUAGCAAUGAGAGUGAUGAUAAUGAUAAUUAUGAAUUAGUAAAUAGUAAUGAGAGUGACAAUGAUAAUGAUGAAUUAGUAAAUAGUAAUGAUAGUGAUGAUGAUUUUAAUGUAUUUGUGAAUAUGGAUAAUGAAAAAAGUGAUUAUGAUUCUGAAACUAAAAGCUUGUCAAAUUUUGGAUUAUUGGAUGCAGAUAAACCAUCAAACAGUUAUUUGAAAAAGU